AUCACUGUUGGGUUCAGAAUCUUUUUUUUCUAGAUUUUGCACCUUUAAAAUUGGGUGCGUCUUAUAUGCCGGUGCGUCCUAUAGGGCGAAAAAUACGGUAAUCUUUGGUGAGAGUUUUUUAACCACAUUUUUUUCUUUGCGGUAAGAUUCUGCCGUGGGAUUUGCAGCAUUUGGAUUAGAUUUGUAAAAUCUUAUUCACUUAGACACUUAAAUUUUUUUUUUUUAUGGCUUCUUUUCUUUUAUUUGUAAUUUUUUUAGUGGCACCAAUAAUUUAUUGUCCACUUUGUGUUUGGCUUUCAAUAUGUUUUGUUUCUGGCUGGUGAGGCUCGGCAACUCACAGCAGACAUGCACAAUUCAUGCUGUUUAAUGCACAAAUUCCACUAUUGUCCAUUCUUUAAUUCCCUUAAUCAUUGAUUCUUCUUUACAGUAGACACCGGCCCCCCUGGGGGGGGUGGUUGAUAGGAUGGGCAUGUCCAAAAUUUAUCUUGCCGUUACUUAUUAACCUGGAUUCUCAUAUGGAUUAUAAAUAGUUUGGUUUCCACCAGAAAAGCAGUCACUUGCAAAAUGGGUCACCUUCUUCUAGCUUCUACUUUGCUCCUUUAUGCCUUAUCCCCAACAAGCUGUGACUUUGUGAUUGAAGGAAUAAGAAACAUACAGAAAAGAAGCAUUGACACGCCGGUCGCUGAUAUAGAAGUCUACAGUAUAAUAAUCAACAGUCAGGUGACGUCCCGCUUUGCCCAUAAUGUUAUUACAAGUAGAGCCAAUAAUCGAGCCGGAAUCCCGAAAGAAGCCUUCUUUGAUGUGGAUCUGCCCAAAACAGCUUUUAUUACAAAUUUCACCAUGAUAAUAGAUGAAGUAACGUAUACAGGAGUCAUCAAAGAAAAGGAAGUUGCUUUGGGACAAUAUCUACAAGCUGUAGCAAGUGGACAAACAGCCGGACUUGUCAGGGCCUCUGGCAGGAAUACUGAGAAAUUCACUGUAUCGGUUAAUGUCGCUCCAGAAAGUCAAGUAACAUUUGAGUUGGUCUAUGAAGAAAUGCUGAAGCGUCGUCUUGGAAAAUAUGAGAUAUUUUUCAAAGUUCAGCCAAAAACUCUUAUUACAAAAUACGAGAUUGAAGUAGACAUACAAGAACCUCAAGGAAUCAGCUUUCUAGACGCUCAGGCAUCUUUCCUAACAAAUGGUGUUCUACCGGCUGUAAAAAAAUUGAUUUCUGGGGAAAAGGGCCAUGUCUCUUUUAAACCCACCAUAGAUCAACAGCGUUCUUGUGCAAACUGUGAAACUACUUUACUGAAUGGAGAUUUUACUGUGACCUACGAUGUUAAUAGAGAAUCCCCUGGAAACAUACAGGUUGUCAACGGAUAUUUUGUUCACUUUUUUGCUCCCCCUAAAUUGCCUAGUGUACCAAAAAAUGUUGUUUACGUCAUAGACAGAAGUGGAUCAAUGUGGGGUAGAAAAAUGGAUCAGACAAAGGAAGCCCUUCUCCGAAUUCUGGAUGACACCCCAGAGCACGAUUACUUCAAUAUCAUACAGUUUGAUGAUUCUUUUAUUUGGUGGAAAUAUUCUUUAGUCCAAGCAACUCCAGAAAAUCUGAAAGGGGCUGCACAAUUUGUACAAUCGAUUUAUGCUAGAAGUGUGACAAACAUCAAUGACCCUCUGCUGAUGGCGGUUAAUUUGCUGAAUGUAGCACAUAGCACUAUGGCUGUUCCUGAGAGAAGUGUUUCUAUAAUUGUCCUCCUGACAGAUGGCCAAGCCAAUACAGGUGAAUCAAACCCUUCAAAAAUCCAAGAAAAUGUAAAGAAAGCCAUUCAAGGGAGAUACACCUUGUAUACCCUUGGUUUUGGCUAUGAUGUUGAUUAUCCUUUUCUGGAGAAGUUAGCACUUGAAAAUUCAGGAAUUGCCCGUCGCAUAUAUGAGGACUCGGAUGCAGCUUUACAGUUGAAGGGCUUCUACAAUGAAAUUGCCAAUCCAACAUUGAUUAACAUAGAAAUGCAGUAUCCUGAGAAUGCUGUAUCUGACCUCACUCAGAACAACUUCAGACAAUACUAUGAAGGGAGUGAAAUUGUUGUUGCCGGACGUGUAAAAGAUAACGUGAAUUCAUUUAUUGUGGAUGUAAAGGCAGAUGGGGCUUAUUCACCUAUGAAAUACAGAGAAAAUAUUCCACUUCAAAAUGAAGAUGAUGUUAGCAAAAAGCAGAAAUACAUCUUUGGUGAUUUUACAGAGCGACUCUGGGCAUAUCUCACUAUACAGCAGCUGUUAGAGAAACGGAUUUCAGCAAACCCAGAAGAAUUUGCAAGUCUAACAGCGGAAGCACUUAAACUUUCCCUGAAGUUUAAGUUUGUGACUCCUUUAACAUCAAUGGUAGUUACAGCACAAGAGGAAGAGGGGAAGCAAGACAUGUUUAUUGCUGAUAAGUUUGUGGAAGGACAAAGCCCAUAUGUUCCAUAUCCUGUAGCAAAACUAUUUUACCCCUAUCAGGGUCCUCCAAAUUUUGUGGAUUCUGACCCUCAUUUUGUAAUAAAUGUUCCACAAAUGAAUGACUCGCUGUGCUUCAAUAUUCAGGAGAAACCGGGUAUGAUCCUAAAUCUCAUCCAGGAUAAAAAACUAGGUAUUUCAGUCAAUGGACAACUUAUUGGAAACAAGAAAACAAGCAAAGGCAAAUCAAAUGAAACUUAUUUUGGAAGAAUUGGGAUAGUAAACAGAGAGAUGAAGAUAAGAAUUGAGGUGACUACUGACACAGUCACUGUUAUGAACCGUAAAAUCAAGAAAAUCUUUACAUGGAAGAAAACAAGCUCAAUCAGCGAGGAGGGGUUUAAUCUGGUGGUCAACAAAAGAAGUAAUGUGACCUUUUCAUUUGGAGAAGGAGCGACAUUUGUCAUUAUUCUGCAUGAAGUUUGGAAAAAUAAUCCUAUCCACAGGGAUUUCCUGGGUUUUUACACACUGGACGAUCAUACAUUUUCUGAAGGAGUCCAUGGACUGCUAGGACAAUUUUUCCAUGGAAUCAAUUAUGAGAUCUCGAAUGUUAACAAAACUGAUAAUCCGGACAAACCGGAUGCAACAAUGAAAGUAAAGAACAAGCUGCUGACAGUGACAAGAGGUGCACAAAAAGACUAUCGGAAAGACCACAAGAAUGGCAUCAAAAUUCCCUGCUGGUUUGUGCAUAACAAUGGAAAAGGCCUCAUUGAUGGAACCCAUACUGACUACAUUGUACCAGAUAUCUUCAGUUUUCGUUAGAACGAACACAGAUCGCCGAUUUGCACCUUGUUCAACUCUACAGAUCCUUUUUCCUACUUGACACAGGAAUAUACCUCCACCACUCCCCACUCCUCCCUACACCAAGUUUAAUGCUAUCUACCUCCUGUUAAUUGUGAUGCAUAGAAAUAUCUUCCAUCUUUUCACCAUUCUAGGGUCAACAUUCUCUUUAUUAAUCUGGUAACUGAGUGUUUGUUUUUGUUGUUGUUGCUAUUUUUGUAUUUUUAAUACUUUAAUAAAAAAAAGUUAU
Molecule: messenger RNA, 3499 nt
Organism: Hyla sarda
Lineage: Eukaryota; Metazoa; Chordata; Amphibia; Anura; Hylidae
Product: inter-alpha-trypsin inhibitor heavy chain H3-like
Exons: 21
Coding region: 565-3231 (888 amino acids)
Biological process (GO): hyaluronan metabolic process
Molecular function (GO): serine-type endopeptidase inhibitor activity
Source: RefSeq, a predicted model, not a curated record